Molecule: messenger RNA, 12525 nt
Organism: Cherax quadricarinatus
Lineage: Eukaryota; Metazoa; Arthropoda; Malacostraca; Decapoda; Parastacidae
Product: neutral amino acid transporter 9
Biological process (GO): amino acid transmembrane transport
Molecular function (GO): L-amino acid transmembrane transporter activity
Source: RefSeq, a predicted model, not a curated record
UAAUAUUUUGGUGCUCAUUGGUCACUUUUUUAUGAGUAGUGCCAUAAGUGGCUCUGAGUGCCUCGUGUGUGUCUCAUACUGCAGAAUAUUGUUAUAUUAGUGGCUUAAGUUUAUUUAGACACGGUACACAUAAGUACAAUUAUCAUACGUGGAGAAUAUUACCCACCAGAAUAACCCAGAAAAAAGUGUCUGACAUUAUUUUCCAUUGGGAGGGGGUCCUUGUAAUAUAUUUUUAAUCCUUAAAAUGAAUAAGACACUCGUGCAACACUUUGGGUAUCGUCGUAAUUGAAACUUCGCCCACAAGUGACUAUAUCAAUCCAAUACAGAAGGGAAGUAACGUGGAAAAUAUAUAAAAAUUGACAAAUCUGUGCAUAUCAGAGAAAUUCUCUCCCCCAGGAAGGUAUUGCUAACCAGCAGACUUUUUGCAUAUAUAAAUGGGGAGAAAUCAGAACUGAGAUUAAUCACAAGUGGCGUCCCACAGAGAUUGUAAUGGACAAACAUGGAGAAGGCCCAUCUCUUGGAGAUUGUGAGAUGAUAUUUGGUGAUGGGGCAGACAGCAGAGGCACCACUACAGAAGAUGAGAAAGAGAGUGAGGAUGGUAAGGAGAUGGAAGGUGAGAUGAGACGAGAGGUUAACACUACCGAGGAUGCGUCGGGACAACCCAAGUGUAACACUGUGACGGAUCUCCCUUACAGUGACUGUCUUCCCCAUGCAGCCUCCUUACCCCGAUUUCCUGAUGAACGUACGCCACUGAUCAGACCGUCAUCUUCCUUCACCGGCAUUUAUUCCAGUUCUUGGUCAACCACAGUGGGUCCUUCUCCAUACACAUCUGAUAACAAGCCCAAAAGGAGACCAUUUCACCAUGCUGUUGCCAGUAGUGGCUCAACUUCUGGUGCUCGCACCAUGGAUGGCAGUACUAUCGACGCACACUUGUUCACUCGCUACAGAUAUUAUUCCAGACUUCGAGCAGAUGUUCAUCCAAGUGAACAGGCUCUGGUAAUCCCAGACCAUGUUGUUCCACCAGAGUUGUUCUUGCCGUACAUCCCCGGACACACUCCCGAUGCUGAUGGCAAGCAGGCUUCACACAUCACCAUCAUAGCCAUUUGGAAUACAAUGAUGGGCACAUCUUUGAUGACAAUGCCUUGGGCAUUUGGUCAAGCAGGGUUUGCUGGUGGCUUGAUCAUUAUGCUUGGCAUGGCAGCUCUCUCCUUAUAUACAGCUAUAAGACUCCUCACACUGCAGAAGACAAUUGGCUUGGAAGGUCCAUCACUGGAAUUAAGUCGUGUGUGUCUACAGUUACUUGGAGGGACACUGGGCAGACUGACAGAGUGUGUGACUGUGAGUUUCUCAGUACUCACAUUAGUUGGGGCUCAGGUUGUCUACUGGGUCCUCAUGUCCAAUUUUCUCUUCAACACUGGAGAAGUAAUAUAUGAUGCCAUGAAUGGUGAAAUACACAAUGACUCAUCUAGUAUGUUACUGUGUCCUCCAAAUAUGACACACGAUGAUUUGAGUAUACCAGAGCCGAGCAUGUUUCACCGCUGGUGGCAACAAGACUUGACUGUGCCAUUCUACCUUAUUAUACCCUUCCUGUUCAUUCUUAAUCUUCGUAAUGCCAAAAUAUUUACAUACUUCAACUCUCUUGGCGCAAUCUCAGUGCUUGUGAUGUACCUGUUUGUCAUCUCUAAAGCUUCAGUGUGGGGCUUCAACAUCAGCGUCACUGAUCCUACUGAUAUCUUCUAUGUUCCUCUCUUUAAGUCAACCUUUAUGUGUCUGACUGGAACACUGUCCCUGGCUUACUUCAUCCACAACUGUGUUGUAACCAUCAUGCAGGGCAACAGACAUCAAGAAAACAAUGUACGAGAUGUGACUGUUGCCUACGUCUUGGUCGCUGCAACUUAUAUUCCCAUUGGUGUAUUUUUCUACUCCACUUUCCCGCUUCCAAAGUAUUGUGUUGUUGAUAAUUUCCUGGAUAAUUUUCCUCCGCACGAUGUGGUGCUGGCGGUAGUCCGUGGCUUCCUCUUCUUCCAGAUUCUCACAGUGUACCCCCUACUUGGGUUCUUCAUCCGCAACCAACUGUUCACAUACUUCAUGGGCCCCACCUAUGAAUACAAGCUGUGGAGGGUUAUUGUGCUCAACACCUGCUUGAUAACUCUCUCAGUGAUGGUCGCUGUCCUCUACCCUAACAUUGGUUUCAUCAUUCGGUGGAUUGGUGCUAUAUCUGGAUUAGCAUACAUCUUUGUUCUUCCCUGUGUCACCUACAUGGUCGCACUCUACUCAAAAGACCAGCUUCAGUGGUACCAGUUAGUGUUUCAUUGUGGCAUUAUAUUAUUAGGAAUUGGCAAUUUUGUUUGUCAGUUCCUUAUUAAGUAACUAAUGCUAAUAAAUAUUAUGUAUAAAAUUUUGUUGUAAAAGAAAAUUUGUAUAGCAAAUUGAGAUCAGCUAAGAGUAAGUUUAGAUCUGCCUUGAUAACAUCACUGCCAUGUGCAGUGUUGCUAAAACUUGCCGUUAUUAUUAUUACUCUUAUUAUGUAAUUAUUAUUAUUAUUAUUCUGGACUCCUGCAAUAACAUGAGAGGGGUGUCAGCCAUAGCUUAUAACACAUUUUUUUUUUAAAUUUAUACAUUUUUUGUUAUAAAAAGUACAGAAUAUCAUUGGCUUUCUUUUCAAUGAUUACAGCAUGCAGAAAACAUUAUCUUAGACUCGUGUUCAAUUUUAUUAGCUACUCUCGAACAAAGGUAUUUUUAUGCUGUGUUCAGUUAUAUUCUAAUAUGAAGGAUAUUGAACUUGCUGUUUUUAGUAUUCCAUUGUAUCUGUUUAUUUUGAGCAGAUUUCACUACAUUUUAGCUGUAUGGCUUACAUAUAGGAAAAACCUAAGGUAUAUUGUUACUUUUCUUUAACCAUAUUUGCCAACUCCUACCAAGGUGACCCCAAGAAAGAAAACACAUUCACCAUCAUUCAUUCAAUAGUUAUAUUUAUUAAUUUUAUACUUGGCUAUUGGCUAGGUAUUCAUAUUGGUAACUACUUUUUAGGUAAUUCUUAUAGCUGGUAAGAAAGGCCAAGGGAAAUCUUACAGUGGUACUGAGGUAUAGGGCAACAAAUAACACUCAUGAAACUCAGAUUAUUCAGGUAUUUCUUGUCAUAGACUAUUACGUACUGUGUUAAUGUAUUUUGUUAUAUAUUUAGGUAAACUAGCAUUUAAGCUUUGUAUUAGGAAUGAAGAGGAUGAUCAGACAUAUAAAUGAGGCAGAGGACAUGCACAACAAUUAUCACAGGUGAGACAUGAAGAACACUUUACCAAAGAAGAUAUAAAUUAAGAAUGUUCUUUCUGUUGGCUGUUGGCAAAAUAUACUGUGUAUAAUGUAUUAUACAUUAUGGGACAAUAAUAACACUAGUAUCAGCAGUGUGAAAACGAAAGUUUAGUUUUUAUUGUCAUUGUAAAAUAAUUUUGAAGAAUAUGUACCCUGAGUAGCUCAGGACUCUGGCAUAGCACAAAUAGAACUUUUUGAAAUCCAAAUUUCUGAAAUAUUAGUAUCUAUGUGAAAAUAUACAUUAGUACAUUACAUGCAGUGGAACCUCAGUACUCGAACUUAAUUUGUUCCAGAAGGCUGUUCGAGUACUGAACGAAUUUUUACCAACCAAUUUUCUUUUUGGUUGGCUGUUAUCACUAAUCUUCGUAGGCCCCAUGGUGACUUAUUUAUACAAAUAAUAUAAAAAACUGCCAAAAAAUGUGAAGAAACACGAAAUACUUUAUAACAAAGUUCUGGCAGGUCGUGUUUGUUUGGUUGAGUGCCGAGCAAACUGUUGACUACCAAGCAAUUUUUUUUACCCAACAGAGUGUUCAAAUACCGAGUUGUUCGAGUAUGGAGCUGUUCAAGUACCGAGGUGACCCUUGUAUACUGUAUAUAGUUAUUUUAUGAAAUAACUGAUGAUAUAUAAUUGAUGAGGCAUUGGAAAUGGUAUACAAAUGAUAAAAUUUGGAAGUGAACACAGAAAAACAAGGUGAAUGAUAUUUCAUAGAAGUAUAGAGAAUGAUAGGUCAGGAUGGGAAGCAGUGUGCAAGAAGGCCAUCAAUACUUGGGGAUGGAUAUAUCAGUAGAUUGGUCUCUGGAAAUUAAGAUAAGUUACAAAAUGGAAGAUAGUUGAAGGAGUUAUGAGGAAUUUCUGGAAAGAAAGCUUAGUUUUUAAAUUUGUAGUAAGGAUAUUAGAGAUAAGGUGCAGUAUAAUUUUUGAGAUGACUGUGUAGAAAGAGAAUUAUAUUAAAAGAAAUGAAGGAAUUAAAGACAGGUUAUGGUAUACAGUAAUUCAGAGUGGAAAAUAGGUUAUUGAGAUGGUUUGGUUAUGUAGAAGGUAUGAGCAAGACAAGCUGGUGAAAAGGAUGUACAAUGUAGAACUGGGGUUGAUGGAAAGAAAUGCAGGAGGGAAGUGUGAAAAAUAAUGCGACAGGUUCGAAUAAUCUAUAGAAUUUGAUGAUUUGUUGAAGCAUAAGUUUGGUAAUAUUUGUGAAGGAGCUCAAAAACUUAAAUCCAAUACUGGUAAGUUGAUUAAGAUAAACGUGCAACAUUUGUAUCUUUUUUUUUUUUUUUUGUCUAGAAGAAUUGCCAAAGACUUCACCUGCACCAUGGUCUUGCUGUGUCAGACAUGUAGUGUCGUGUUGUUGAUGGUAUACAAAAAGGAUAUCCAAGUGUUGCACAUUUGUCUUAUUCAUAUCCAUUUUAUUUGCGCUUCAAAACCUUUUCACUACAAUUUAAUCUAACCUAGAUAACUCGACUCACGAAAUCAUAAUGACACGAUUGCAAACAAACCAUACCACGGUCUGGAGUUUUGAGACUGAUCGCGGGUUCAAACUCCACCCGUGGUAUGGUUUAACCUAAAUAACAUAUAUAGAAUUUUUUUCUCUCAAAAUAGUACUACAUUAGAAAUCAGAGCUUGCUUUAGAAGGGCGGCGUGUAUUAUUUGCAUUCGUGAAGAAGCUAACCCAUGUGAAUUGUACUGCGCUAUGAGUAUGGAAGGUAAUCAGGCAUAAUUCUGUGGAUCAGGAAUGCUUCACCAGUACCAUGGCAAACCCCACGAAGGGAACACUUGCCACCUCAUAUCACAUUCAUCGUCUGUUAGCAUUGCAGUAUGUUUACUAUCUACAGGAGGCACUAUAUGGCAGUAGUGUGUUAUGAAAAAAUUGCUAAGGCAAGCAAAUGAAAUUUAGAUCUUUUGAAAAAGCUGAGUAUUACAACCCAGACACAAUAAGGCCUGUUAUCCUGGGUAUAAAGGGGAGCAAGAAGCAGAACAAACACAGCUGAAUGACUUUGAAAUAUAUUUUCCUUCACCAAGAGUGAUAGCAAGUAUUUGCACUUAUGUACACUAUAUACAGUAGGAAAUGUAUGUGUAAACACGGUUAGUCAAAGGCAAAGACACAGCCUGGAGACAGAAUGGACAACCGUGCUCAACCAGCUCUAGAAUGGAAAUGACAAGGGUGGACAGGUGAGUGGUGACCACGACACCUCCACAAUUGCUAGACUCGCCUUUUCAUUGGCUAAAUCUAGAUACUGAUCCGACGAUGGGGCCCCGAUCAUCCGAUCCUUAGCAUCUGGUUCGCUGGUUAGGGAGGUAGCCUUUUAAUGAGGGUGUGUACGUGCUCUGAAUAAAGGUUGAGCUCUACCUAAGAGUUGGAUUGUUGAGAAGAAAGGCGGUCCCAUUAUACAUUGCCAUGGUGGCACUUUCUACCUAUUGGAGGUGGGAGCCUAUUCCUGAGCCCUCUCGGGGUGGGGGUUUGGCAUGCAAAGAGUACGUAACCUUUAUUCAGAGCAUGUACACACCCUCAUUAAAAGGCUACUUUCCCAACCAGUGAACCAAAUGCUAAGGAUCGGACGAUCGGGACCCCAUCAUCGGAUUAAUAUCUAGAUUCAGCCAAUGAGAAGGUGGGUCUGGCAAUUGUGGAGGUGUCAUGGUCACCACUCACCUAUCCACCCUUGUCAUUUCCAUUCUAGAGCUGGUUGAACACCGUUGUCCAUUCUGUCUCCAGGCUGUGUCUUUGCCUUUGACUAACACUGUUGUACACAUACAUUUCCUACUGUAUAUAGUGUACAUAAGUGUAAAUACUUGCUGUUGCUCUUGGUGAAGGAAAAUAUAUUUCAAAGUCAUUCAACUGUGUUUGUUCUGCUCCUUGCUUCCCUUUACACCCAGAAUAACAGGCUUUAUUGUGCCUGGGUUGUAAUACUGAGGUACGAAUAUUAAUAUUUGUUUUUAUUGAUUAAUAGUUCAGUGGAAUUCCUCUUGACUCUCAAGCAAAUGAUCCAUAAUUUUGCUGUAAAAUUCUGGCUUGCUCUAAAGAUUUUGCAAUAAUUCCUAUUAAGUUGAUAAAAAGACAGUGCUUUGAAAUAUUUUUUGACACUGAUAAUUCUUAGUGAUUUUAAUUUGUUUCAAAGCAGAGCAGCUGUUUUACAGAUGCAGUCUUUGCUGGAACCAUUAAUUUCCAAAAAAUAGCUUUGUAACUGUAAACCUUUUCCAAGUCAUCUAAUUUUAAAAUAUGUUUUCAUUUAUUUCUUACUCUUACUUCUCCUAUCUGUUCUCCAUGAUUCUUCACAUCUUUCUCACUAUUUGUUCAUACUAAAGGGUAGCUUUCAUUCUUCCCUUAAAAUCUUAUUGACCAGUGUAAGCAAGUGAGAUUACUUCACUCUGUAGACAGACCAGCAUGUAGACUUGAAAUGUAGGUUUUUCAGCUCCUUCUAAAGCCUCUGGAAGGCAUUUAAUUAUCCAGAGAAGAGUCUGCAUGUAGCUUUGUACUCAUGGUAUCAAAGAUAGAAUUAUGAAUGUCUGUAUUUAUAUAUAAACACAUUCCUGUUUAUAUACUGCACAGUGCACAUUUUUACAUAUGAUAAAUGUUUAACGUUUGCACAUAUAAAUGUACUGAACAUGUAUUUAUUCUUAUUAAUGAAUGUUUUGUGCAUGAAUUCAUUCCUACAUAUUGAUGUAAAUGUAUUUAUUCUUUCAAACAAAUGAACACGCCUUCAUUUUUGUUGAUUACUGUAUCAUAAAGAAAUGAACUUUUAUGCAUACUUACAUCAUACGAAUACAGUAUACAUAUUUAUCAUGUAAAUGGCUUUUCACCUCAUGUAUACUAUGUUGAUAUUAAUCCUUUUUCCCCCCCAACAGGUCUGCUCACUCAGUAUUACAUGUCUUUUGUAUAUACAGUAUCUUUUAUUGGUUAUUAUGUAAUGUACAUGAUACAGAGUGGCCUAAACCUAUGAACAAGUUAUGAUUAUCCACAGUUACGAAUGCUAAUCUGCAGUUACAAACAUUUGAGAGACGGUGGGAGACAACCGACUUGUUGAAAAAAAAAAAAAAAAAAAAAAAAAAACUAUCCUUUGUAUUAUUUUGUCUGUAUUAUUCAGAGUCAGAGGUAACUUGUUCAUCUGUUAAAACACCAGGAGCAAAAUGCAUCAUUUGUAAGUUAGGACCACCUCCCCAUGUGUAUGCUGUUUAUAUUAUACAUUUGAACAGUGUAAUAUUAUUGAUGGUGAAAAUGUUUAAACUAGAAAUGUGAAAUAAUAACUUCUGAUUUCUGAAAUUAUAGAUUAGUAUUUCCACAGUUUGUUUUGAUCAUUUACAGUAACAGUCUUGCAUUGUGACCCCCCUCAUCCUCAUCAGUGAGGAUGAGAGGGAUCAGGGCAAGGGUUAAUAAUGAUGAUAUUUAAUUUAUGCAUUAAUUGACCAUUUAUAUUAUUCACUUAUAGUGUACAGUAUUUACUGUACGUGAUUAUCACCAAUGGUUUUUGUAUCCAAAAUGUUGACCAUCUCAAAAAUUGGAUCUGCAUAAUCAGUUAAGCUUUCUUUUGUGUGAAUAAUUGAAUCAGUGAGAUCCAUCUUGAUCAGCCCUGGAGUGUAUAGAUUCAACAGGUACUGUUGAGGUGAAACCAGAAUCUUCCUGUGUUGCCUUCCAAACUGUAUAUUUAUUUGUGGUGUUCUGGAAGCAGUUUGUGAGAAUUGUCUGUGUAUAUGUACUGUACAUAUGAGAAGUGUCACAACUGAUCCUUGUCUGCUAUGGCAUCUACUCUCCCACACUUGGCACACCAAACUAAUCCACAGCUUAACUAGUUAACUUACUAAAACUCAUGCUAGUCUAAAUUAAUGAUGGGGAUAUACAUGGAAGAGAUAGACAGGAAAUGAUCAGCACACUUCAUGAAUAGAUAAUUUUGUGCAUUAAGUUGUAAAAUGUGUGCUUGAAAUUUGCCUUUUUUUAAAUUGGUAUACCAAGUUAAUAAUAAUGCUUGUUAUUAAAUGCUGGGAAAGACACUACCAUUGUGCACAAACUCAAAUGUUUUUAAUAAAAAAAGAAACAUGUCCACAUGUGUAUUAUUGUGAACAGUACAGCAAUUGCUCUCUUAACCUGACUUAAGGGGACCUGGGUUGAUUAACAUUAACACAGGCAUAGCAGUAUUCAGAGUAGAAUUUUAUUAACUAAUUUAAUGCAUAAUUGUCAGUUUUGUUGCUCUUCUUAACCCGUUCAGGGUCAGAACCCAAUCUGAAACUUGCUCUCAGUGCUGGAGAAUUUAAAAAAAAAAUUCUUAUGAAAUGAGAGAAUCUUUUUUUUGAAGGUAAUGAAACCAAAAGGAUGAAAAUUGAUGGAAAACUUACAGAAUUACGCUCUUGCAAAGUUAGCAGUCUUGGUGAUGUUUACACAUCGGUGAUUUCACCCACUUUGAGUGGGCCAGUUCCAUUGUUCUAGUCAAUCACACUCAUAACUGUUUCAACUAGGUAAAAGAAACUGCCCAUUUACCUAUUUCAAAUACCUAAUAAAAUUAUUAUAAAUUGGUAAUUUUGCCAAUUUCACACAAAAUUAAAAAAUUGCCAGUUUCAAAAUAGGGUCUAGAAUAAACAGUGUUAACAUUCCUGGCACUAAAACAUUUCCUCUGUUCAUCAGUCACAUCCUCAGGUCUCUUCUAUAUUACGCUUGCUUAUCAUUUUGAAUUUUAAGCAGACUAUACAUUAUUUUAAUAAUUGUAUAAAUAACGUCAGUGCAUUUCUAGACAUAUUAGACCAACCAGUUGGACGCAUAUUGAACGAGUGACGUAAUUUGUGUAUUCUGGAAUAUUGGCAAAAAUCAAACAUUUCUGCUACUUUGAGCUCAAUUUCAAGCACUUUCACUUGAGACUGAUCAAAAUCAUCUCUAUUUCUGUAAUAUAUCUUCCAUUCUAUAAAAUGAGAUCAAGAAACUGAGAAUGUGAGAACAAAAAUCAUGUGAAAAUACACCACAAAGUCGCUGUUUUAAACCAAAAAACAUUCAUUUUUUUUCUCAUUAUUCUCUCAUGUCUAGACCUAAAUUUACUGCUCACCACUUAUCUGAGUGAGCCGAGCUCAUGGCAUAGAACAACAGGACUGACCUGUGCUUCAAAGCCGUAGGACAACGGGACCUAUCCCGAAGGGGUUAAUGCAUUUGACUCAUAAACAAAGAAAAAAUAAUGCAUUAUCAAUUUAGAAAAUGGAUCCCAAUUAAAUUAAAAAUGUGUUUGACACCUACAUGUCAUACAGCAUUAAGCAAUUUUUUUUUUUUUUAAAUUUUAUCCAGUUUUGGCUAUUUCUCUUUACUCAAAACUAGUCAGUUGUCCAAUUUCAUAUUCAAACCAGCAAGUGCAUUAUUAAGAGAGAAUUCCAAGGAUAGAGAAUAUCAGUUAAUUGAGCGAUCAUUGCUCUGUUACUACUAACAGAAUCUCUUAUGAUUUUUAAUCAUUAAAACUGUUUUCCCAUAUAAAAAGCCUAAAUUAUAACCUAAAUACGUACUGUACUGUAGUCGAGUCUUGAUAGGUUUUUGACAUAUAACCUGCUAGAAAUGAGGCUUUGUAUUUGUAGUACAGGAGGGGCCUCACUUAUACAUCAGGUUAGGUUCUGGACUACUGCUGUAAAGUGAGCCAUAGUUAUUUUUUUUCCACUUUUAAAGGAAUAUAAAAUCCUCAAAACUUGCUUACAUUAUCAUAUAUUAAGUGAGCAGUAUAGCUAAGCCUAAAAAAUGCAUGUACAGUAUACACAUUACUUACCUUAAAAUAUUUUUGUUCUUGGCUUAUAGUGAGUGGUGAAUAUAUUUAUUGUAGAAAGUCUGAAUAAAUGAAGAAUGGGUAUGAUGAAAAACUGCUGUGUAAGUGAAACACUGUAAAGUGGGGCCUUCCUGUGUACUUUAAUAACAUUGAUGAUGCUUAUUAAACUCAUGAAGAUUGUUCAGUUAGAAUAUUGUAAUGAACAGUUUACAGUGUUAUUCAAAUGUGUUAACCUUUGCUCAUUGUUUUAAUGACAUUUGUACAAGAUGAGAUGUUAAAAUCUUCUUAGUAAUUUUCCUCAAGGGAUAUGUUGUGAUGCUGGGUAGGGGAUCUUGAUACAAGGAAGUGAACCUGUUCUCUCCUGAUUGCCUUCCAUUCCCAGUGCACUGUAUGAUCCCCCAAUUAUAAUAAUAUUGACUGUUGUUUUAAAGAUAAUUGUAGAAAAGGUUUUAGAUUUUUUUAACACAUCGGCAACUAGGUUUGAUACAAGGGAAGCACAAGCCCAAUUCCCUAAAUCAAGAGCCCUUCACUAGCAUCCAGGUAUCUCCUUUGAAGGAAUUAAACAAGGUUUCUUGAUGCUAGUGAGGGGCCCUUGAUCCAAGGUGUUCGACCUGACAGUCCUAAACUUGGAUUGAAACUGAUUAUCUCCUGUUUCCCUAAGCUCUGUAUAACCCAUAUAGGUGUGUGACACCCCCCAACCCAGAAUGUAAUAAUGAUAUUUUUUAUAUUUGUACAUAACUAAAGUUCUACACUACAGUGUGACUUAACACUUUUAUUUUUUUAUAUUUACACUAAGCAAGAUUCAGAUAAAUUUUUUAUCUACUAAAGAUAAAAUUGGAAAUACAUGAAUAUAUUUGUGUACUGAUUCAUCUAGAGAGAUGCCCAAAUUUUGGGGCAAGACUUUAUCCAAGGAAUUGAGCCUAUCCUCCUUUCCUUGAACCUGAUUGCCUCCCACUUUCCCAGGCACUAUAGGACUCCUACAGGUUUAGCACUCCCCAAGAAUGGAGUAUUUACUAAAAUCCUUGAGAUGUUAUCUCUGGUAAUUUUGUGAUGUACUUUCAUUUUGCAACAAAAUUUUUGAGUAAUUUUGAUUGAAAACUUUGUUGUGGAAUGAAACAUUUUCUAAUCUUCCAACCAACUAUGAAUUGCAUCAAAGGUGUAGUUCAGUGAUGUUUAGGUCUGAAGUAAAAUUAUUGUAAUCAUGGGGAAAGUGCUUAACCCAUAGAGAACCAUGCAGUAUUUGGGAAAUGGGAGGUAAUUAGGUUUUAUCCAAGGAAGUGUAGUCCCAGUUACUUGAAUCAAGAGCCUUUCACCAUCUUCAAGGUACUUACCUGGAAGAAAGAGGCAUUAAAACUACAGCAUAUACAUAUAUAAGAUUUAUUAAUAUAUUUAGUAAUCAAAAUUACCUCUUAACUGUGACCUAUUCUCACUUGUAGUCUGCACUGUACAGUGUUUAUCACUAAAGUAUGUCGGGUAGAGGCACCCAGUACAGUUUAUUAAUACCUGACCCUGUCAUGUGUGUGCUAAUACAUCAAAAAUUAAUGCCGGCCUGGCAACACUUACGUGGGAUGUCACAGGACUCCCUAAGGCUGCUGGCUGCAUGCUUAGUGCCUUCUAGGGUUGUGUAGUGGAUGUAUAAUUGUCUGUGAUACAGUGUGGUCUUGAGUAGUAUUAAGCUUGUCAAACUUGUUUGGUUAUAGACAAAUUAAUAUAGGCAAGACUAAGUUGCUGACACAAUACACAAUUACACAUCAUUGGAUUACAUAAGGCAGGCCAUCAAAUGGAGGGAAUAGAAGGCAUAGUUGGGUGGUACAGUGAGGCACUGGUUGUAUUAGUUUUGUGACAGUGGUUGACAAGCCCAUGCCAAGAGCACCUCCAAAGAAGCCUAGACAAAUGUCUCCAUGUAUAAUAACUGUAAUAAAAGUAUUACAGGUAGCAUAUAUGAAAAAGUUUGUCUAGGCUUAAUCUAGGCUUUCAUGUCAUCACUGCUGUCAUGGAACCGAAGCACCCAAUUCCUCACUUAACACACAUAUGACAAUGCCCCUCUAUUAUUUUCUUUAUGUAAUCCAAAGACCUGUGCAAUUCUCUGUUGUCAGUAACUUAUUCUUGCCCAUAUUAAUUUGUCAAUAGCAAAAAAGGUCUGACGAACUCAGCAUUCAAGACCACAUAAUGCAGGGAGACCAGAGAGACAUCCAUCUACUGCACAAACCUAGAAGGCACUGAGCAUGUAACCUGUAGACUUAGGAAUUUUAUGUCCCACUACAUGUUGCCAGGCCGGCAUUAAUUUCUGUUGUACCGAAACACGUACUAUAAUCAAAAGAAGUGCUACACCUACAAGGGCCACUGAAGCACAUAACAAAGAUAUUAUUUAUAUAUUAAAGCAUGCCAGGGCUCUUCCACUUGGCAUACUGGAAUGAACACUGUGAUUGUUUGAAGCUCUCUCUUACUUGCCAUCAGAAUAACUAAUUUUAUAAUGUAGCUUAUAAAUAAACCAUAUUGCAUACA